AUGCAGUUCAUUCCAGAUGAUGUAGCCAGUCAGGUCAGGAAAUCAGAAAACCACAUGAAAAGUUCAUUUGAUCCAGGUGUGGGGGUGAUUGGACUCUUAUUUCUUAUGUGUGUGUGUGUGUGUUCCGUAGGUGUAAAUGUCUUCUUGAGGAAAAUCGCAGUCGCUGCGGCAUCCAGGCCAUCGGUGGAGAUUAAACAGGAUGGAGAGACACUGUCGAUUCAAACCUCCACCAGCGUUCGCACCACUCAAGUGUCCUUUACUGUGGGUGAGACUUUCAACGAGACCACUGUAGAUGGGCGACCAUGCACGAGCUUUCCAAAAUGGGAAACAGACCGAAAGAUCAGCUGUGAGCAGACACUGGUGAAAGGAGAGGGGCCUAAAACAUCCUGGACACGUGAACUGAACAGUGAUGGACAGCUCAUUCUAACCAUGAGUGCUGGAGAUGUCGAAUGUACCCGUAUGUAUGAACGAGAGUGA
Messenger RNA from Trichomycterus rosablanca, 477 nucleotides. RefSeq names its product cellular retinoic acid binding protein 2, b (gene crabp2b). Gene Ontology annotation, cellular component: nucleus; cytosol. The transcript is spliced from 3 exons. Bases 1 to 477 code for a protein of 158 amino acids. Gene Ontology annotation, biological process: fatty acid transport. Gene Ontology annotation, molecular function: fatty acid binding; retinoic acid binding. Lineage: Eukaryota; Metazoa; Chordata; Actinopteri; Siluriformes; Trichomycteridae. The record is from RefSeq and is a predicted model, not a curated record.